GCAACGCCAAACUGAUGACAGAUGGAAACAUGAUCUUUACAAGGAUGAUGAAGGGCCUCAAGUUUCAACAAAAGUUGGUGCCAAAGAUCUUCGACUGAAGCUUCAGAAAAAAGACGUGCAGCAAGUUUAUCUAGGUGGAAAGGAAUCAGGAGUACGAGAUCUUCGUGAAAAACUAUCUGGCACAAUGAACCCACAGCCAACCAGUACUGAUCCGCCCAAACCUAAGCCGGUCUCUGAAAUUGUUAAAUGCGUUCAAAAAGCCACUCGUGCUGAAGCAACCGUAGCAGACACUAAAAAUGUCCCUGCCCCAGCUUCUUCUAAGAAGCAGUCUAAGCAAAAGUCUGAGUUUUCGGUGGACAGUUUAUUGCGGUCUCUGGGUCUAGAGAAGUAUUCAAUAACAUUCCAGGCAGAGGAGGUUGAUAUGACAGCUCUUGUGCAUAUGACUGAUGCAGAUCUAAAGGCUUUAGGGAUUCCAAUGAUAUAUGCAGUCUUUUGACAUCGCUUUCAUUUGGUUGGUUUUAGGGUCCAAGGAAAAAGAUACUUCUGGCCUUGGAUUCUAGAGCCUAGAAGUGUGGGCGGUGAGAUUCUAGAGCCUAAAGUGUGGUGGUGAAAAACCGUUCGAGGCAAUUAUUUGUUCUGUUCUUGCCAGUAGAAUGUGAUCAAAUCCUUCAUCAGUGGAGUCAGUUUUCCACAUUGGCCUGUUCAUUUAUGUUCUUUAACUCCAGCAUCAAUAGGUGCCUGACGAUGAGAUUUUGUGCAAAGCCCGUUUGUAUUAUAUAUCUUAUAGGUGCAUUCUGAUGAACAUUUUCAUGUUAACUAUAUUCUCGAGUCUCUCUCUCUCUCUCUCUAAAAUACAGACGCAUACACAAAUGCACAUGCACACAAUCUGAUACAAUGUCAUUUUGCUGAUGGGUGGCUGAUGCUGAUGGCAUUCUGAGCCUGCAUCUUAUUCUUUUCAAGUUUGAGUGGAGGUGCCACCUUUCAGGUUCAACCUAAAUCUCUCCCAAUUGCAUGUAUUAUAAGGUCUGAUCGGCACCCUGAUUCUGUACAAAGUCUUGCUUUUUGGCCAUGUA
Elaeis guineensis (African oil palm) is the source of this 1073-nucleotide messenger RNA. The record is from RefSeq and is a predicted model, not a curated record. NCBI's taxonomy places the organism in Eukaryota, Viridiplantae, Streptophyta, Magnoliopsida, Arecales, Arecaceae.